CCAGGGAGGGUGAGAGCCCUUCUGAGUAAGAAGUGUGUCUGGGGCCUACAAGCUGGCAGAGUGUGGGGCUAGGAGGCUGAAAAGCCCGAGGUUUCAGUGUGGCCUCAGGCCAGACGGGCCAGCUCAGGUGCUGGUGGUUCUGUUACGCUCCAUCUGGUUAAGUCAGGUUAACCGUUUGGUAAGAUUCUGAUAAGUUCCCUCAGUUUCUGACAGAUUCUCUCAGGCUCCCAGAGGACAGAACACUUGCAUCAGCUGAAGUUAAUUCCAGAGUUUCUUCCCUCCCAACCUCUAUUUUGACCCAGUUCAUCCACCCCGACCCCAAAUUCUUCUCCUGGUGAUCCUCAUCUUUCUCCUCUGUUCUCUUGCCCCUCCUCCCUGCCCCUUGCACCUUACUGUGCCCCCACCUGUGGGCCAGACCCCCUAAGAUCACAGCCAAUCCUGCUCCUGCUGUCUCUCUCUCAGGAGGCAGGCAGCUUGGCCAUGUGCCCUCCAGUCAGCAAGCGGUAUGUGGCAGAGGGCCUGUCCUACCUCUACAUGUCCUGGAUGUAUCAGCUUCAACAUGGCAGCCAGCUAAGGCUCUGCUUCGCUUGCUUCAAGGUUGCCUUUCUGGACUUUAAACGGAUGCUGGAGUCAGAAGAUUGGGAAGAUGAAGAUUGGGACUCUGAGCUGAUGGACGAUUCCGAGGCGUGGUCUGAGCAGGGGUCAUCCCCAGGGAUGGGGCCAAGCUGGGGGCAGGGCCAAGGGCAGCCUGCACAGGGUGGGGCUGUGGGCUGGGGGUCAGGCACCCUGGCAUCAGGCCCUGUGCAGUCAGAAGAUGAGGGCUUGCACAAUCACAUUGUGCCCACCGAACUGCAGCCUCAGGAUGCGGUACCCCUGGACCUGGGUGCUGAAGAUGCUGACUGGACCCAGGGCCUUCCCUGGAGACUUGAGGGGCUCCCUAUCUGCUCCCACUGGCCAAGCCCCCUUCCUCCAUGGCGGGGGUUUUUCAAAGUGGACCUGCCCCUGGGGGAACCCAUGGUACUGGAGCUGGGCACCACCCGGAACGUGGACCCUGCUGAGACUAAGACCUGGUUACUGGACCUGCAAGUUCUCUCCCUGGUAGGCUGCUGUGAUGUCAUCUACCUCCAGAAGAUGAAGCCAAGAAGGGCCUGGAGGACCCCAGGCCAAUGUUGGAAACUACUGCUGGAGCCUGAUGAGUGGUGGGUGGUAAGACUCCAAGAUGUACCCCAGAUGCAAGACCUGCACCACUGGAAACUAAGCAUUCUGGAAUCCUCUUCUCUGGAGCAGAAUGUAGAUCUGGUGCCUGUGGACUCAGUCCUGCUUAAGAGGGGACUCACCAUCCUCUCUUUUUCACCCUGGGCCAAGAGGGAGGCAGAGGAGGGGGACUCAGCCUUUAGGCCACAGUCCUCCACCCAAGAAUGGGAUGCCGGCACCAGUGGGCCCAGAACACCUGGGGAGAACCUGGAUGCUGUGGGAGCCUCGGCCCUGGGAGAGCUGCCACAUUUCCAGCCCCUCAACCAAGGGUUCCAGAACUGACGGACUGAGGCCCACGUGGUCACCAUUGUCCUGGCCUCCCUACAACACCAGAGGCUGGGGAGGACUGACCUCUUCAUAGCAGCCCCGGUAGCCAUUAACAAUGAAUGAGGACUUGGGUCUGGAGAGGAAGAAUGGUGAGUGGCCCAGAGACUGAGAAAUGGGGGCCCACCGCAGCAUCAGGGGCAAGGGACACAAAUACCUGUAACUGGGAGGGAAGUUCUCUGUCAGAUGUCAUGGUGUUAGGAAUCUGAGCUAUUCAGGAUGUUGUGGGUGAAUGGAUGCUGUGCGAUAUGUGAAGAAGGGAAUAGGGAAUUGAUCUGGGUAACAGCCCUUCCCUGGGGAGGAAUGUCUGAAGUGUAACUCACUCCCGGGAACAUGGUGGUGGAUUCGGGACCACAGGGAUAUGUGCUUGUCUUUAGUCAGUGGGCUCUGGGCUCCACAGGACCCGGUUAUCAGCACUGAGGACUCGGCAGUGUGAGAGACCUUGUUUCAAAGAUUGGCUAUUUUAUGUGGCUUGACUAUUUAGUUUCUGUCUCUUUGUGUGUCAUUUUAAAACUAAAUAAAGUCAUAGAGA
Cervus elaphus (red deer) is the source of this 2110-nucleotide messenger RNA. Its product is annotated as testis-expressed protein 19.2-like. Gene Ontology annotation, cellular component: cytoplasm; nucleus. The record is from RefSeq and is a predicted model, not a curated record. Bases 481 to 1536 code for a protein of 351 amino acids. Gene Ontology annotation, biological process: male gonad development; spermatogenesis; placenta development. The transcript is spliced from 2 exons. Lineage: Eukaryota; Metazoa; Chordata; Mammalia; Artiodactyla; Cervidae.